CGCACCAUCGCCCGGCUUUAACUGGCCGGCCAUGGGGAACACUACUGUCCCUCUUUCAUCAAUCACCAACAACUCCCUCUCUCUCGCUGCUUCCAAACCGACCAGAAAACUCGCCCCGAUUGAAGCUCCACCCUUUCACCUUCCGUCUCCAUUGCCAUCUUUCCCACCAGGAGCGGAAUUCGCAAAGGGAGCCAUCGAUCUCGGUGGCCUUCAGGUUCGCCAAGUCUCCACCUUCACCAAAGUUUGGGCGGCUCACGGUGGCGGCUCCGACGACCUCGGCGCCACCUUCUUCCAGCCUUCUUCCCUACCCGACGGCUUUUCGCCGCUUGGCCACUACGCGCAGCCCAACAACCGCCCUCUCUUCGGCUGGCUUCUCGUCGGAAGACCCACCGGCCUCAGCGACGAUGCCCUCGCAAAGCCUUCCGACUACACCCUCCUCUGGACCAGCGAGUCGUCCGCCGACCUCAACCAAGAUGGCCGCGGCUACUUCUGGCUCCCCACUCCGCCGGAAGGCUACCGAGCGGUCGGCCUCGUCGUCACCGGCUCGCCGGGGAAACCGUCGCUCGACGAAGUCCGGUGCGUGAGGAGCGACUUGACUGAAGAAGUCGAGAACGAUGAGUACGUCUGGAGCACUGACGGGUUCAGCGUGAAUGCCUCACGGCCUGCAGUGAGAGGCAUCUCCGCCGCCGGCGUGCCGGUGGGAUCCUUUCUGGCUCGAGCAAACAAUGGAAUUACCACGAACAUAGCUUGUUUGAAGAACAAGGCGUCCGAUUUCACCAACGCCAUGCCGAAUCUUAACCAAGUGGAGGCUCUCAUGCGAGCCUACGCGCCGAGGAUUUACCUCCACUCCGACGAGGAAUACCUGCCGUCGUCGGUGAAUUGGUUCUUCAGCAACGGGGCUCUGUUGUACGACAGAGGAAACCAGAGCAAUUCUGCAACUCCGAUCAACCCCGACGGAUCGAACCUUCCACAGGGGGGAUCCAACGACGGAGCUUACUGGAUCGACCUGCCGGCCGACGACGGCCAGAAAGAUAGGAUCGUGAAAGGGGACAUCUCCAGCACCAAAGUCUACCUCCACGUGAAACCCAUGCUGGGCGCGACCUUCACCGACGUGGCGAUAUGGAUAUUCUACCCCUUCAACGGGCCGGCGAGGGCGAAGGUGGAGUUCCUCAACGUCAAGUUGGGGAGGAUCGGGGAACACGUCGGCGACUGGGAGCACAUGACGCUGCGGAUCAGCAACUUGACCGGCGAGCUGAGGCGGGUGUACUUCAGCGAGCACAGCGCCGGGAGAUGGGUGGAGGCGUCGCAGGCGGAGUUCGACGGGGAGACUAACAUGCCGGUGGGGUACGCGUCGCUGCACGGGCACGCAAUGUACGCCAAGCCGGGGCUGGUUCUGCAGGGGGACGCCAAGCUGGGGAUCGGCAUCAGGAACGACACCGACAAGGGGAGCAGCGUGAGCACGGCGGGGAGGUGGGAAGUGGCGGCGGCGGAGUACUUGGGGGUGGAGGAGCCACCGUGGGUUAACUACAUGAGGGAGUGGGGGCCGAAGAUCAGCUACGACAUCGCGACGGAGCUGAAGAACGUGGAGAGGCUGCUUCCGGGGAGGCUGAAGAAGAGAUUCGAGAGCAUCAUCGGGAGUCUGCCGGAUGAGGUGCUGGGGGAAGAAGGGCCGACGGGGCCGAAGGAGAAGCACAAUUGGGCGAUGGACGAGGCGUAGCGACUAGCGAGUCAUCGUUGCAUUGCCUUGCAGCAAAUGCUUGCGUAGAUUUGCAAAUAAAAGAUUGGUAUUAGUUUUAAUGGAGGAGGUAGCCAGGUGCUAAUAAAUUCCUGUUCAAUCCAAGUUAAUGGUUGAUUUACUGAAUAAAAUCAGUCUAUAUACAGAUA
This is a messenger RNA of Zingiber officinale, 1884 nucleotides long. RefSeq lists its product as uncharacterized. The record is from RefSeq and is a predicted model, not a curated record. The transcript has a single exon. Bases 32 to 1717 code for a protein of 561 amino acids. NCBI's taxonomy places the organism in Eukaryota, Viridiplantae, Streptophyta, Magnoliopsida, Zingiberales, Zingiberaceae.